CACCAUCAAUCACCACCAUCCUCUUCAUCCACAGCAACGACCACCAAGAUCGUCUCAUUGCAAGCCUCCCAACCAAGUCUUGGAAAACAUUCUGGUCUUUGAGCCUCAACAAAAAUGCCCCGCACCCCCGAAGCCCAAGCAUUCUUCUACGCGGUCUACGCCGCCGUCCAAGAAAUCCCCGAAGGCAAAGUCACCACCUACGGACACAUCGCGAAACUGAUAGGCACCCCCCAGCGACCCAGACAAGUAGGCACAGCCCUCAAGCACCUCCCCGCCGACACCUCCCUCCGGUACCAUCACGACAAUGUUCCCUGGCAGAGGGUAAUCAACGGGAAAGGGAUCAUAUCUCCGAGAUCACAGCCAGAUGGGGCUCGCAACCAAGCCGCAAGUUUGCAGGCUGAAGGCGUGGUCGUCACAACAGGGGCACUUGGUGAACUGAUGGUAGACUUUGCAGAGUAUGGCUGGUUCCCACGACUGUUGCCCUCUGACGAGGCAGCGGGCGUGGUUCCAGAAGACAGUGAUGGCGACGGAGAGUCCAGUGAAGAAUAGAUUAUGAUUAUUAUAUGUUCUAUGAAACAAAUGUCGAC
Podospora pseudocomata is the source of this 587-nucleotide messenger RNA. It is a transcript of the gene atl1, whose product is annotated as Alkyltransferase-like protein 1. Gene Ontology annotation, biological process: DNA repair. The record is from RefSeq and is a predicted model, not a curated record. The transcript has 3 exons. Gene Ontology annotation, molecular function: catalytic activity. The coding region runs from base 115 to 549 and encodes 144 amino acids. Lineage: Eukaryota; Fungi; Ascomycota; Sordariomycetes; Sordariales; Podosporaceae.